Molecule: messenger RNA, 522 nt
Organism: Adineta ricciae
Lineage: Eukaryota; Metazoa; Rotifera; Eurotatoria; Adinetida; Adinetidae
Source: the annotation of a GenBank genome assembly
AUGAGUAUCCAGGAACAUACAUUUACUGAUACACAAGAUCUGUUAUUAUCUGAAAUACGUCGAUUAUUUGUCGAUUCGUUUUAUGAUUACUAUCAACUCAUCGAAUCUGAACUCAAUCGUCCCCAAGGUGAACAAGUAACGUCUUGGCUGGACAAGAUAUUUGAUCAUGUUCAAAAUGAUCUGUUGACCAAUCAAUCGCGUAUAUUUCUUAUGCGUGAUGAAUCAUUAACACUGAUUGGUUUAUUAGUAGUGAAAGAAGUGUCGAAGCAUGUAAUUUAUAUUGCCCAAUUAGCGAUACAUCCUUUAUUCAAACGACAAGGCUAUGGCAGUUUAUUUAUGAGUCAUCUAAGAGCGACAUUUGGGCCGACAGUCAAUUAUGAGGUGUUAACCCGACGAGUUAAUAAGCCAGCAGUGGACUUUUACGCAAGAUAUGGUGCACAAGUGAUCGAUGAUAAACAAAUAGUUGUAUAUGGUUACGAUCCCAAGGAUUUCAUUGGCUUUCGAUUGACUCAUGUUGAUUAG